Molecule: messenger RNA, 1111 nt
Organism: Microbotryum saponariae
Lineage: Eukaryota; Fungi; Basidiomycota; Microbotryomycetes; Microbotryales; Microbotryaceae
Source: the annotation of a GenBank genome assembly
AUGCAUGACACUUUGUCUUUGUGCCUUCCAAGUCUUUACUUCUCUACGUCUCUUUCUCUUUCCCCACCCAUCUGUCCCUUCCGGCUUACUGUCGUCCACCCAUUCGUCGCCCAUGAUUGCCCACUCGUUCCACCGCUCGAGCGACCCCUGUCGCGAUCAGAGCGCUCCUUAUCGGCGCCGUCGUCGCCGUUUGCACCCUCGCCACUUGUGGGUCCGCCUUGCCGGCCCAUGACAUCCAAAAGAAGGACGUCGUCAUUAUGUCGACCGGUACUCGCAUGACUUCGGGCAAAAUCAGCGAUAAGCUCGGGUACCAAUCCUCAGGGGUUCUGAUCCACGGAGGGUGCGGUCGUCACAUCGCCAUCAGCGACUGCUGGCAGAUGGGCCUUAACGCCACCGGGAAUCUUGCCACACGAUCCGAGAAUGGCUCUUCUGUCGUGCACUCCUACGACCCUUCCGAUCCCAAAUGGGAGGUCGACGACGACUCUCGGCGACGAUUUGGACACCUUUGAGGAGGACGUGACCGGCCAAACACUCGAGAAGCGCCAAGCGUCAGCACGCCAGCGUAUCAAGAUCUUCUCGCUCCCUCCCGCCCCCGCCAAGUCCCGCAACUUGUACAUCUGGAGAUCGUAUCUCACGAACGCUCCUUCGACAAUCAUCGGGACCAACUUUUUCCAUCUGUUUCAACUGCUCCGUCGCGACAGCACCGGCGGAGCGGUGCUUACCGGCGACGUCAAGGGCAACUCGUACGUCUUGAUGGACAACGUGCGCAAGCAAGAGGUCACCAUCCCGCUUGGUAGUUUCCAAGGCCGCGUCAUCGAACAUCGCCUUUGGGUCGUGGCGGGAACGAACGGUUCGCUCAGUUACGUUGCGACCGAUUUGGACCACGGCAAGCGGCUCAUGACUUACGCGGCCACCGGUGACACGGGGACCAACUCCUCGAUCAAAUUUGGGUUGUACCGCACUUUGCCCGUUCCUGGACCUGCUUCGGGCUACUAUGGCGACUACCAAGGUGAGUUUCUCUCGAAUUUGAGGCUGCAGUCCGUGGCAAACAUUGAAACUGAUGCUCUCGCUCUUUUUUUAUGUUCAUAGUUCGACCCUUCUGAUCGCAUAA